Molecule: messenger RNA, 1956 nt
Organism: Caenorhabditis remanei
Lineage: Eukaryota; Metazoa; Nematoda; Chromadorea; Rhabditida; Rhabditidae
Exons: 10
Coding region: 1-1956 (651 amino acids)
Biological process (GO): regulation of pH; proton transmembrane transport; sodium ion transport
Cellular component (GO): membrane
Molecular function (GO): sodium:proton antiporter activity
Source: RefSeq, a predicted model, not a curated record
AUGGAAGCUCGCGAUUAUGGAUUGGCGGAGUUAUUCAACUGGAAUUGGGAAGAUGUCCAUCAAGUUUACGUCAUUACAACAUGGCUUCUCGUUGCUUCAUUGGCCAAGAUUUUAUUCAACUUGAUGAAACCACUUUCUAAAUGGCUUCCUGACUCUUCACUGCUUAUUAUCGUCGGAUUGGGACUCGGAUACAUCCUUCAUCAAACCAGUCUAUCCGGAGCAAAACUCGAUUCCCACGCUUUCUUUUUGUAUCUUCUCCCUCCAAUCAUUUUCGAUGCAGGUUACUUCAUGCCAAACCGAGCUUUAUUCAAGAAUUUUGACUCAGUCCUAGUCUUCUCCGUUAUCGGUACUCUCUGGAAUACAUUUGCUAUUGGUGGAUCACUUCUAAUCAUGGCUCAAUACGAUUUGUUUACCAUGACGUUCACCACUUUUGAAAUUUUGGUGUUUUCUGCACUCAUCUCAGCUGUUGAUCCAGUUGCAGUUAUUGCAGUUUUUGAAGAAAUUCAUGUUAACGAGUUCCUUUUUAUAAACGUGUUUGGAGAAGCUCUUUUCAAUGAUGGAGUCACCGUGGUUCUGUAUCAAAUGUUCAAGAGUUUCGCAUUGAUCGGGUCCGAGAAUCUGUCUCCAUGGGAUUAUGCGACUGGCGGUCUUUCUUUCUUUGUUGUAGCUAUGGGUGGUGCUGCAAUAGGAAUUAUUUUUGCAAUUGUAACGAGUUUAACAACGAAGUACACACAAGAAAUCAGAAUUCUGGCUCCAGUUUUCAUUUUUCUUCUUCCUUAUAUGGCAUAUCUGACUGCUGAAAUGGUUUCACUAUCUUCAAUUAUUGCAAUUGCGGUUUGUGGAAUGUUGAUGAAACAAUACAUUAAAGGAAAUAUCACAGAAGCUGCCACUAAUUCAGUUAAAUACUUCACCAAAAUGCUCUCCCAAUGCUCCGAAACUGUCAUUUUCAUGUUCCUAGGUAUCUCUACAAUUUCCUCAGAACAUCACGUGGAUCUCAUUUUUAUUGGAGCCACAUUGUUCUUCUGUUUGAUCUACAGAGCUAUCGGAGUGGUCGUUCAAUGUUACGUAUUGAACAAGUUCCGAGCCAAGAAAUUCGAACUGGUUGAUCAAUUUAUUCUGUCUUACGGUGGUCUCCGAGGAGCGAUUGCCUAUGGUUUGGCUGUCUCAAUACCUGCUUCGAUUGCUGCUAAACCAAUGUUUAUUACAACUACAAUUGCUGUUAUUUACUUCACAGUGUUCCUCCAGGGAAUAACAAUCAGACCGCUUGUCAAUUUUUUGAAAAUUAAAAGGAAAGAGCACAGAGAAGCAACAAUGAUUGAAAGUGUCUAUAACAAAUAUUUGGAUUAUAUGAUGUCAGGUGUCGAGGACAUUGCAGGACAGAGAGGUCAUUACAGUUUUAUUGAAAAUUUUGAACGUUUCAACGCAAAAGUUAUAAAACCUGUUCUAAUGAGGCAUGAAACACGACAAAGCUUUGAUGCUACAUCUAUUGUCAGAGCUUAUGAAAAGAUCACUUUGGAAGAUGCGAUAAAAUUGACAAAAGCGAAGAACACCUUACAAAAUAAAAGGAUUGAGAAAGUGAAGAGUAUGAGUCAAGUGGCACCGGAACAGCAGACAGUCACUCCAAAAGAUAUGCAGUUGGCUAGGGUCAUGGACUCCGGAGAAAAUAUCGAUCAACUAUAUAUGUUGUUUAGCGAUUUACUUGAUAAGAAACUUGGAGAACUGAAGAAACAAGCGGAUCGAAUUGAUAGAUCGAGUGAAGAUGAUAUUCAGGAUGAUUACAUGGCACAACUUGGAUCCCAUGCUAAUCUACGUUCAAUGAAUGGAAGUUCUGAUCAGUUAGCCUCGAGUUCAUUAUUUCAUCGAGGAGGACGCAGACUUUCCACUGGAGAUCUUCGUGGGAAUGUUAGGAAUACAUCAAAACAAAAACAUUCAAUGUACGAGUUGAGACAUGUGUAA